AUGGAGCUGGAAAGGAGAAGCGAAAGGCAGAGCCUGGUGAAAAGGAGACGUGGGAUUCAGGAGGUGUGCGUGAUUGACAGGGGCACAGCUCAAUAGGCGCCCGGCAGUCCCCCUCAGCUUUCCCACCCCUCUCCAACCAUGGGCGGGGGUGGAACAAUGGGAGGAAAAGGAGAUGGAAGCAGGAAAAUGGCAGCGGCGUUGGCAGCGGCGGCUUUAGCGGCGUCUUCGGGCAGCGGCGGUUCGCGACAGGGCGCGGCGUCCUCAGCCUGCUUCCCCGCGCUGCUCCUGCUUGCGGCUCUUUCGUCCCUGCUCCAGGUUUCAGCUGUGGAGGUAUACACGCCGACAGAAUUUUCUGUGGAGAAUGGGACUGAGGCAAAGCUUCCAUGCACUUUUACUUCCACAGAAGUGAUCAGCAGUUCAGCUUCUGUUGCCUGGAGUUUCCAAGGAGAGGGAUCAUCAUCUCCUAUCUCGUUCUUCUAUUAUUCCAACGGAAAAGCAUAUCCUGGAAAGAGCACACAAUUUGAUGACAGAAGCACCUGGGCUGGAGACCUUAACAGGAAAGAUGCAUCAAUCACUAUAGCAAACAUGCAAUUUCAGGACAAUGGAACCUAUAUCUGUGAUGUUAAAAACCCUCCAGAUAUAGUUGUUACACCAGGAAAAAUCAAAGUCAGGGUUAUGGAGAAAGGUAACUUGUCUGCAUUUUCUCUUACCCUUGUGUUAGGGGUAACCGGUGUUGGCAUUCUAGUUUUAGUUUUCGUCAUCAUGCUUAUUGUGUGUGUUAUGAUCAGAAAGAAGAAUUCCAAAAAGCACUAUUCUGGCUGCAGUACCUCUGAGAGCUUGAUGUCUCCAGUUAAGCAGGCUCCACGGAAGUCCCCCUCCGAUACAGAGGUUUUGGUAAACAGCGGGCCCAUCCGAUCUCAUCAGGGACCAGUAAUUUAUGCACAAUUAGAUCACUCUGGAGGGCAUUACAGUGACAGAAUCAACAAAUCAGAGUCUGUGGUCUAUGCUGAUAUUCGGAAGAACUGAGGAGAUUACAACCUAUCCAAAGCUUAACAAAAGUUCAAACUGGAAUCGCUUGAAGAAAAUUGACCCAGAGAACUCAUAUGUGGCCUUUGAUGCCUAGGCUAAGACCAAUGCAUGUGCAUACAGAGAGAAAGAGAUUAUAUAUGAACUGUGUGUAAAUAGUCUAUUUAAUCAUACAGAAAGGAGAACAAUGUUGCAUGUUAAAAUAUGAUGAUAAUUCUGCUUAUAAAUGGCCAAUAGUUCAUUAUAUAUUUAGGAAAAGGGGAGAAAAGAAACAUUCAUGUUACACCUUUAGGCAAUUUGUCAAUUGUUAUAUGGAAAAACUGGAAAUUCUUGGAUAGUCUAAUGGAAUUGGUACUUUUUAUGUUACUUUUGAAAUGGACACAAGAACUACUUCUUCAUGAUUUCUCUUAAUUAAUAUUUUUGCAUUUUUUACAGAUCUAAUUUUUCAUACAACUUAUGUCUUCUUCCACUCUAAUGUCCUCCUUUUCUAGGAGAAGUAAUCUUUACUUGUUUUAGUUUCCAAUCUAAUGGAAGGCAAAAUUUUGUCUUCAAGGAAUUGAAGGGAGGCAGCCUCCCAUAAACAAACUUUGAGACAUACAAAAGUUUUAAUCAAGUAAUUUUUAUAGUGCAACAUUAACAAAUAUCUUGAGAUGUUUUUAUGGCUCUUUUCUGGUUUCAGCAACAAAGAUGAAACUCAGUUACCUCUUGGAGCAAAAUAGGGUGCUAAUUUUGUUGUGCCUUUCUAUAAUCUAUAAAUCUCUUUACAAUAGUCUACUUCUAAGAGUUACAAAAGGCUGAUUGAUGUUGCAGUUGCAAAAACAAAUGGCUACAAUUUAAUC
Ahaetulla prasina is the source of this 1865-nucleotide messenger RNA. RefSeq names its product myelin protein zero like 1 (gene MPZL1). The transcript is spliced from 7 exons. Gene Ontology annotation, cellular component: cell surface; membrane; focal adhesion. NCBI's taxonomy places the organism in Eukaryota, Metazoa, Chordata, Lepidosauria, Squamata, Colubridae. The record is from RefSeq and is a predicted model, not a curated record.